Messenger RNA from Cuscuta epithymum, 1491 nucleotides. The record is from the annotation of a GenBank genome assembly. Lineage: Eukaryota; Viridiplantae; Streptophyta; Magnoliopsida; Solanales; Convolvulaceae.
AAAUAAAUUUGGAAAACUGAAUUCGUACGAAAACAUAAUUUCCAUGGGGUGAGUCGAAGAGAAACCAAAAGGCAAAAGGUGUCAUGACCAAAUUCAUUCAUAUGGGAGCACCCGUGUAAACGGUAAAGUACUCCGUAUUUAAUUUCUGGUCAUCGGACUAUCGGUCACUCCGCCUGAAACGACGUCAUCUCAAGUCUAUUCCUAGAAGUCCUUUACUUGCUGCUUGUUGGAGUUGUUCCUGCCUAAAUUUUGUCCUUGCCUUCCGCCAUUUCUAAUUUCAGUGCUCAUUAUUUCUAACAUACUGAAAAUACCGGAUUUUUGUAGAUAGACUGCAAAGAGUUGAAAAGCUUCGCAUCGAUUGGGAGAAAUUUGGGGGAAAUCCAUGGCCACCGAUCACUCCGACGAUUUAGACCAGCUACUUGACAGCGCUUUGGAUGAUUUCCAGAGUCUCAAUAUCGCUGGUGCUUCUCAAAGAAGUAAAGUGGGAGAAGAGAAGGGGAGUUCUAUGCCUAGCGAGGUUCAGGGUCUAGGGAUGGGAUUGCCAGAUUUGAGAGCUAAGAAAACCGGUAAGCAAAAGAAGGAAUCCAAGGCUGUGAAGGACUCGCACGCUUCUGAGGCUCUAGAUAAGCUCAGAGAGCAAACCAGGGAGGCUGUGAAGGGCUUAGAAUCGAUAAAUGGCUUGGAGCUUCCUGGUGAUCAGGAUUUGGGGAGUGAUGCAAUGAUGGAUGAAUGGGUCAAGCAGUUUGAGGAGCUUGCUGGGUCUCAGGACAUGGAGUCUAUGGUAGAGACUAUGAUGCAACAACUCUUAUCUAAAGAAAUUCUUCACGAGCCUAUGAAAGAAAUGGAAGAAAGAUACCCUAAAUGGUUAGAUGAAAAUAAAGCUAAACUGGUGAACGAAGAAUACAGCCGUUAUGAGAAGCAGUAUGAACUCAUAAAAGAGCUUAAUGUAGUUUAUGAAACUGAGCCAGCAAACUUCAACAAGAUUGUUGAGCUUAUGCAGAAAAUGCAAGAGUGUGGCCAACCGCCUAAUGACAUUGUCAAUGAGCUUGCUCCAGAUUUUGAUUUGUCAACUCUUGGUCAAUUAACCCCUGAGAUGCUUGGGGCUCAACCAAAUUGCUGCAUUACAUGAUCAAACAGGCGAAGUCUGCUUUCUCUGUCCGUUUUGCUACGGCUUUCAUCACUUCAUCUGUUAUCCUCAAAGUGACAUUGUAUCACCUCCUCUCACUUCUACUAGCUGUCGAUGAGUUGAUCAUAGAUUCAUAGUCUACUCAAAUGAUAUCAUAUGGAAUAGCAUAUAGGGGCAUAUUUGAAAGCUCCCAACCCUUGGAACCACCCCUAUCAGUCUGUAUUUAGAUUAUCACCUUUGUUGGUUUUUGUUUUACUUAUCAAAUUUAAUAAAUCUAUCAAGUAUUGAUUGAAUGAUCUUUAGCGUGUGUUUGGAUAUGAAGCUAAUUGUAUGGAAUUCUCGUAUUACUUGAAAUCUCCUAGUCC